AUGCUGCAUCUCAGAAUGGACAUGUGGAGGUGGUGGACAAGUUAUUACAACAUGGAGCCACAGUAGAUCUUAAACAAAAGGACGGGCGGAGUUCACUGAUGACUGCAUCUCUGAAUGGACAUGUGGAGGUGGUGGACAAGUUAUUACAACAUGGAGCCACAGUAGAUCUUAAAGAAAAGGAUGGGUGGAGUUCACUGAUGACUGCAUCUCAGAAUGGACAUGUGGAGGUGGUGGACAAGUUAUUACAACAUGGAGCCACAGUAGAUCUUAAAGAAAAGGUAUAUAUCAAUUGCAAAACACUGUUGAAAAUAAUGUGUAAAUUUAAGUGACCACAUGAGAAAGGUUAAUCAUGUCUACUCAAUGCAAAAGUACGAUUUCGGUAGCAUGGUAUCAUGUUAGUAUAAUACUCUCUAUAAAACCACCUAGAUGAUAAAACUACGAUUCAGAUUGGCUUAUCAUGGAUACUGAAUCUAAACCGUUUUUUGCCAAAUUCAUUACCUACUACUCUGUGUGUCACGUCAGGACGGGCGGAGUUCACUGAUGACUGCAUCUCAGAAUGGACAUGUGGAGGUGGUGGACAAGUUAUUACAACAUGGAGCCACAGUAGAUCUGAAAGAAAAGGACGGGUGGAGUUCACUGAUGACUGCAUCUCAGAAUGGACAUGUGGAGGUGGUGGACAAGUUAUUACAACAUGGAGCCACAGUAGACCUGCAAACAGAGAAUGGGUGGAGUUCACUGAUGGCUGCAUCUCAGGAGGGACAUGUGGAGGUGGUGGACAAGUUAUUACAACAUGGAGCCACAGUAGACCUGCAGGAUAAGGGUGACAAUACAGCACUGACACAUGCCUGUCGAGGAAAUGAUUUUACUACCGUUUCUAUCCUUCUGAGCGCUGGUGCCCAUCCAAAUGUCUGCAAUAAGGCUGGUCAGACCCCACUAUUGCUGGCAGUACGGAAGAAUAAUAUGGCAAUUGUCAGGGAGUUAGUGAAUGCAAGAGUGGACGUAGACCACAUGUACCAGAAUGGACUUUCUUCUCUGAUGCUGUGUUGUGUAGAAGGGAACUCAGAGAUGGCAAACCUACUACUUGAAGCUCAAGCUGAUACUGACCUUCAGCAAUCAAGUACUGGAUACACAGCUCUGAUGUUUGCCUGCAAGGGAGGUCAUCUGGAUACAGUAAUAGGUCACAUGGAACACGGAGCAAAUUCAGCGAUUAAAAAUCAAGAAGGUAUGACAGCAUCGGAUGUGGCAUCAGUGAAUGAAUUUCCAGAUCUCUGUGCUGUUAUUAAUCUAAUGGGACCACCACCUACUGUCAUGCAGGAUGAGAUCAUUGAGCAUCCUGACACUCCUCUGAUGAAAGAAGCAGUUGAUGAGGUUAUCAAAAGAUUUCAUGCUCAGAUGGAUCAUGUUCCAGUAAUAUCAAUCUACGAUAGCGACAAACAAGUGGCACUCAGAGUUCCAAAACAACAUUUCAAACGUCAUAUUAAACUUUUCAACCUAAACUAGUAGUGAAUUGUCAAGUAUCACUGUUUAGUCUCCUUUACUUGCUGUCGUUAUUAUGUAAUAAUUGGUGUGAGCUAUAUCAGACCAUUGGUAUAAUGUUUAAGGAUGGCACGGGUCUAAUUAAUAUGCUCAUGCAUGACUCUGUGCAGAGUUUUAUCUCUACGUCUUACCUGGUUUUGAGAUAU
Molecule: messenger RNA, 1682 nt
Organism: Geodia barretti
Lineage: Eukaryota; Metazoa; Porifera; Demospongiae; Tetractinellida; Geodiidae
Source: the annotation of a GenBank genome assembly